This is a messenger RNA of Aspergillus ruber CBS 135680, 429 nucleotides long. RefSeq lists its product as uncharacterized. The record is from RefSeq and is a predicted model, not a curated record. Bases 104 to 310 code for a protein of 68 amino acids. The transcript has 2 exons. NCBI's taxonomy places the organism in Eukaryota, Fungi, Ascomycota, Eurotiomycetes, Eurotiales, Aspergillaceae.
GUUGAUGCGAAUCUCAUCAGCAACAACAGCUUUUCUCAAUUUCCUUCCAUCUCUCAAGCUUCCAUCAACCAAUCAACAUUCAAUCCACUUUACGGCAAACAAAAUGCGUCUCUCCAUCACCCUCCCACUCGCCACUCUCUUCCUCGGCCUUGCCUCUGCUUGCACGCCUGGCGAGUACUCUUGCGGUGCCUAUCAAAACAAGGACACCGUCAUGCAGUGCGGCGUGGACGGUAUCCCGGUCCCCAUCAACACUUGUGGUGGUGGAUUGACUUGCAAGAAUGUUGACGGACGGGUGCUUUGCGCUGUUUGAAACGAAUUAUAUGGAAAAUGGGUACAUUCUGGGUGAAUAGGAAGGAACGUUCUGGAUGUUCUGGGCAUAUUUGGAUGUGUGUGCAGCACCUUUAUGAAAUUUAAAAUUGGCAAAGACCC